AUGACAUCGACAUACGCCUUGCCAGCGACAGCCAUCCAUCAACAUCAUCCUUCCUCCGACCACGGCUGUUCGCAUUCCCACAGCCAUGGUCACAACAACGGCCACUUACAUAGCACCUCAUCACUGGGUGGACUGAGCCCGACUCGAAGCAGGAAGGAGUCCAGAGCUAAUGGCGGUCACUCCCACAAUCGCAGCCAGGAUCAUGACAUCAACCACACCAACCACCGAGCCAACUCGAGCGUCCCUAAGCCACUAAAUCUCGGGCCGACGUUGAGUUCCAACGCGCACUGGAGGACCGAGUCGACACUGGGAGGCAAGCCUUUGGUUACACCAACCAGCGCCAGCUUCGACGCCGCCGGGAUAUACCAACCGCCGGCUUCCAGAGUGCGCGCCGAUACACGCUCCCACGACCACUCCCACGACCAUGACUACGAUCACGGACAUGGGCACAGUCAUGAUCAUGACCAUGGCCACGGUCAUGGCCAUGAUCACUCGGUGGAGCGGUCAAGAUUCACAAAGUUCUUGCUACCGCGGAUCGCGAGGUGGCCCCUAGUCCAUGCGGUGGUAGUGGAGAAGGACUCUCGCCGAAUAUUCUACUUUAUGUCACUCAACCUCGCGUUUAUGAUGAUCCAAGCAUUUUACGGCUAUGUCACAGAUUCCCUUGGUCUGUUGAGUGACAGCAUUCAUAUGUUCUUCGACUGCGUGGCAUUGGCAGUCGGCCUGUUUGCUGCCGUUGCGAGCAAAUGGCCACCGAGCGAGCGGUUCCCAUACGGCUUUGGCAAAAUCGAGACGUUGAGCGGUUUUGCCAACGGUGUGUUUCUGAUUCUCAUCAGCGUCGAAAUUAUGAUUGAGGCGUGUGAGCGCAUGAUGGAGGGCAGGGAAACCAAACGGCUUGGAGAGCUGUUUGUGGUCAGCACGCUGGGCCUACUGGUCAAUUUGGUGGGCAUGGCGGCAUUCGGGCACCAUCAUCAUGGACAUGAUCAUGGGCACUCUCAUAGUGGUUGUGGUGGACAUUCGCAUGGUCACGAUCACAAACACGACCAUGGCCAUGAUCACGACCACAGGGAUGAGAAAAAGGAUGCCCACGGUCACUCGCAUUCGCACUCCCACGACAACGAAAACAUGUACGGCAUCUAUCUUCAUGUGUUAGCCGACACUUUGGGAAGCGCGGCUGUUAUCGUAUCGACCAUUCUUACACACUUUUAUAAGUGGGCUGGCUGGGAUCCUCUGGCCUCUUUCCUCAUUGCUCUCCUGAUUUUGCUUUCGGCGCUGCCGCUGGUCAAGUCUUCGGCAAGGAGGUUACUGCUUACGAUUCCACCCGAGAUCGAGUAUAACUUGCGCGAUACCCUGUCUGGAAUCACAGGUUUGAAGGGUGUGGUCAGCUACGCGGCGCCCAAGUUUUGGAUGGAUGACCGGCACAGUGAGGGCGGGCCGGCGAAUAAACUGCUCGGUGUCAUGCACGUUGUGGCGGGCCGGGGCAUGGACAUGGAGGACGUGCGGGAUCGUGUGCGCAACUACCUGCUUGAACACAACAUUGAUAUCACGUUGCAGGUCGAGCGGGAAGGGGACACAAGCUGCUGGUGUGGCGUAGGACGGAGUCCGCUCUCCCAGGCUCACAAGUCGACAAAUAGCAUCAGCAUCUUCUAG
This is a messenger RNA of Podospora bellae-mahoneyi, 1647 nucleotides long. It is a transcript of the gene MSC2, whose product is annotated as putative zinc transporter msc2. Gene Ontology annotation, cellular component: cytoplasmic vesicle; Golgi apparatus; membrane. Bases 1 to 1647 code for a protein of 548 amino acids. The record is from RefSeq and is a predicted model, not a curated record. Gene Ontology annotation, molecular function: zinc ion transmembrane transporter activity. NCBI's taxonomy places the organism in Eukaryota, Fungi, Ascomycota, Sordariomycetes, Sordariales, Podosporaceae. Gene Ontology annotation, biological process: intracellular zinc ion homeostasis; zinc ion import into Golgi lumen. The transcript has 3 exons.